Molecule: messenger RNA, 2429 nt
Organism: Cyprinus carpio (common carp)
Lineage: Eukaryota; Metazoa; Chordata; Actinopteri; Cypriniformes; Cyprinidae
Product: B-cell receptor CD22-like
Exons: 15
Coding region: 1-1650 (549 amino acids)
Source: RefSeq, a predicted model, not a curated record
AUGUCAGUCAGAAUGGCUCCUCCUUUUCCUCUGAUCUUUCUGCUUGUGAUUCACAGGGUUUCUAGUGCUAAGCAGAGUGUGAGUUACAGUCAUUCACACAUUUGUGCACUAGAGAACUCAUCAGUGAUAAUGAGCUGCACUUAUACAUACCCUCCUGGACAUCAGAUCAUGAAUGUGUUCUGGACCAAAGGCUCUGCAGAAAAUGUAGAGCCUCCAGAUCUGUCUGAGGACCCUGAAUACAGUCAGAGGCUUCAGUAUCUGGGAGAUAAACAGAAGAACUGCACCAUCAGACUGAGUCAUGUGACACAGAAGGAUUCACACAUGUACUAUUUCAGAUUUACUAUAAAUAAACCGGAUAAGAAAUGGACUGGUAAACCAGGAGUGAAUCUUACUGUCACAGAUCUUCAGGUGGAGUCUCCUGAGAGAGUGACAGAGGGAGAUUCAGUCCGUCUGACAUGUAAAAGCAGCUGCGCUCUGACUGACAGAGCAACAUUCAUCUGGUACAGAAACUCACAGCCAUUAACUGAGAGAAGAGACAGAAACCUGAGAUCUGGAAGAAUCUACAGCAUCUCAAACAUCAGCUCUGAUGACAGUGGAGAAUACAAGUGCAAGUCCAGAAAUGAACAUGGAGAGAAAUACUCUGAUGCUGUGACUUUAAACAUCAUGUACCCACCUAAAAGCAUCUCAGUGUCCAUCAGUCCAUCUGGUGAAAUAGUAGAGGGAGAUUCAGUGACUCUGAACUGCAGCAGUGAUUCAAACCCACCUGCAGAAAUCAGCUGGUUUAAAGGAGGGACGUUUGUAGGAUCUGGAAGAAUCUACAGCAUCUCAAAGAUCAGCUCUGAUGACAGUGGAGAAUACAAGUGCAAGUCCAGAAAUAAACAUGGAGAGAAAGACUCUGAUGCUGUGACUUUAAACAUCAUGUAUCCACCCAGGAGUGUCUCAGUGUCUGUCUCUGGUGAAAUAGUGGAAGGAGAUUCAGUGACUCUGAUCUGCAGCAGUGAUUCAAACCCAUCUGCAGAAAUCAGCUGGUUUAAGGAGGAUCAAAGCUCCUCUGUUGGAUCUGGACAGAGUUUCAGUGCACUACAGAGUGGACGCUUCUACUGUGAGGCUCACAAUCAACACGGAUCUCAGAGAUCAGACGCUGUUACUGUCACUGUUAAAGGACAUCUGGUGACAUUGUACAUAUACGUUGUAGUGAUUUGUGGAGCUGCAGUUAUCAUUGUGAUGUUGGUGAUUUGGAGAAGCAGGGGGAAAAAGAAAAAAGACAAACUCGAAACUCAGAUGAAUCAUUCCAGACCUGGUGAUGACAGAUAUAAAGUAUCUGAUGUUGAGAUGACUGAAGAUCUGUAUGAGAAUAUGAUACAUUCCAGACCUGCUGAUGACGGAUAUAAAGUAUCUGAUGUUGAGACGCCUGAAGAUCUGUAUGAGAAUAUGAAUCAUUCCAGACCUGAUGAUGGCCAAUACAAAGUAUCUGAUGAUGAGACGACUGAAGAGCUGUAUGAGAAUAUGAAUCAUUCCAGACCUGAUGAUGACAGAUGUAAAGUAUCUGAUGAUGAGAUGACUGAAGAUCUGUAUGAGAAUAUUAAUCAUGCAAGACCUCAUGAUGAUAGUCUUAAAGGUAAUGACAUUGAGUCGACUGAACCUGUUUGAGAAUAUAAUGCAUGGCAGGCCAUAGUAUUUGGGACACUUGGCAAAACAUUUUAUAGAUUUAAAUUUUUCUUUUCCUUGUUUUUUUUUUCUUUUUCUCUCUGUCUCUCUGUGUGUGGAUCCCUUAACAAUUGACAGCAUUGCCUUGAUUUAAACAAAUUAAUUUAGCAGUUGACCCUUCGCAAAAAGCUUGAUUAACAGGACCAAUCAUAAUGCCAAAUCCAAUUUAAGACAGGAGGGUAGAUUUACUUUGGUGGGCUUGAAAAUUGUGUGUAUUGACAUCUUUCUGCAGUUGAAAAAAAUAGGUUAACAUUAAAGAGCCACAAAAUGGUAUUUAUUGUUUAAAUCACUUAAAAAUUUUAAAUUUGAAAGCUGAGCCUUUGUUUCAUAUAAGAAGUAAAUUACUUUGUCUUGUCUGUCGGCAUGUUGUCAUUUCCCUCUUUGCUCUGCGAUGUAUUUUUCACUGCACGAGAACAUGUGUAGUGUGAGAGCGGCAUGGCUUGUCAGACUUGCCAACAGUUACUUAAGAGGGCAGGUUUUUGCGAAGGGUCAUUUAGUUUUAUCCAGUGUGACUUACAAAUGAUGUGCCUUAAAGGUACUGUAACUUUAUUUGACUGUACUAAAGCAUAAAAAUACCAUAUGAAUUAUGAAAAUCUUAAUUUAUAACAAACAAAAAUAAUAUAAUCAUGUAAGAUCUCAUUGUAUGUAUAUCUUUAAACACAAUGCAUAUUGUAAAUUCUGCCUAAUAAGUGUAUUGCCUUUUUAUUAAAUUGUAUUUUCAU